Molecule: messenger RNA, 1323 nt
Organism: Stereum hirsutum FP-91666 SS1
Lineage: Eukaryota; Fungi; Basidiomycota; Agaricomycetes; Russulales; Stereaceae
Exons: 5
Coding region: 1-1323 (440 amino acids)
Source: RefSeq, a predicted model, not a curated record
AUGCCAUUGUUCCUUGACACGGCGGCGCUGGCCAAGGCGGUGGCUGCAGGAAUAACCAAUUACAUUGCUUUGUCUUCGUCGUCCGCUGCUGCUUUCGGCACUUGGUCUAUCUGUCCAUUUGCUGCGGCACUAAGUCGUGGCAUAUAUAACCCCUCCCGCCGAACGUUCUCUGCUUCCGUCAUGAAUCGUCUCGCAGAAUUCAUUUCCGCUACGAAUGCGCAGAUCCAGGACGAUAUACUGGAGGAUACGUACAUGACAUCGGAAACUACAGCUCGGACGAUACCGGGCAGAUUCGAGCCUUUUAUCACGACGGGCACGCACAGCGACGUAUUGCUUCCUAGUUCCGGUCUCCUUCCCACUGAUUUACUUUCCCUCACACACUACACCUGUGUUGUUCGCCCUCAUCCACCUUUCUCCGAGUUAUCGUCCCUCCCUGAGCAGUGCGAAGCGAUUUGCUCUCGUCUGCUCACCAUCGAAGGGUUCUCAGAGUACUUCCGGAGAUCAGCCUCCUUACAUGCUUUUCGCCACCCGAUUGAUAUUGUCACAGAGCUGCGGGACUGCCUAGCUCUGGGCGCGCCGCUCUGUUAUCUGUUCAACUGGCUCCCUCCUCCGUAUCAGCCUAUCAAAUUAGACGUUGUAGAUCCCAACCCCUUCUUGUUCGAUUUCCGCGAUAAAGUUUCCAGGACACGCGCUAUAAAGACGUUCAUUGCUUAUUGCCAAGGCCAGAGCGUUUGUGAUGGUUUCGACAUCCAUGACCUCACCGACAAAAGCAGGUUCGCAAAGGUCUUAGCGUCAGUUAACGCCGUCCUUGAUGCCUUACAAGAUAGAGUCUUCACCGAGGUUGCUCCACCAUCGGAAGCUCCUCUUCAGUGGAUUACGAAUUCGCCUCCCAGUCUCAUCUUCGACGGGAUCCUCUUCCUAAUCCGUGUCCCCUUGCACCGCUACCCUUACAUUACGAAGGAAAAGAUCCUCGAAGCAUGCAGGGCAAAAGGGACCGACGAGUGGAGUUCACUGCGCUGGCUUCCGAAUCUCAUCAAGAUGUUUCGCGGCGCUCCCGACUUUGUACCGUGGCUUUCAGCGUUGGCGCCUGGGACGGACCAAGGAUACGUUAAAGCCGCGAUGAUUGCCAUAGGAUUCCUCCUGCCCUUUAUUCACAAGGACUCCAAGGCCCUUCGCGACGGUAUAGUUAGGGUGUAUCGCGCCGAUACAUACAAGCAUCCGGACGAGAACUCGGCGGUGGCGACGCUGAGCUUGGGGUAUAGUGAAGGCGGCGGCGCUAUGGAAGCGCUUCCGAGUGCGUACUUGCAUCGCCUCCCGUAUUGA